Molecule: messenger RNA, 1730 nt
Organism: Papilio polytes (common Mormon)
Lineage: Eukaryota; Metazoa; Arthropoda; Insecta; Lepidoptera; Papilionidae
Product: sodium-dependent serotonin transporter-like
Exons: 12
Coding region: 92-1699 (535 amino acids)
Biological process (GO): sodium ion transmembrane transport
Cellular component (GO): membrane
Source: RefSeq, a predicted model, not a curated record
CUAUCUGACGUUUUUAUGUCACAUCUUACGACUGAUUUUGACGUAUAUUUAUAGAAAGAAUAUUUUAUAUUACUCUUAUAAUUUGUAAAAUAUGAGCGAAAGUGUGAGUUCACGCACGAAAACUUUAAGCGCUUCUACUUCAUCUGAAACAAUAGAAUAUCCUUUGGUUAAUGAUAGAUGGACAAACAACAUAAAUUACAGACAGCUAGUGAUGUCAUCUUGUAUCGGGAUAGUGCAAGUGUGGUGGCACCCUUAUUUACACGAUAUGAGAAAAUUCAUUCCCUUCAUAUUCCUAUACAACAUUCUGAGCGUAAUCUUCGGCUACCCGCUCAUGUAUCUUGAGUUAGCUCUCGGUAUAGUUACGAAGAAAAGUGUGAUAAACUGUUGGGAUUUAUCACCGGUCGCACGAGGCGUUGGUUUCUCGAUGUUGGCGUGUUGUGCGCUGACCGCGUUCGUAUCGGGCGCGGUGAGCGCGUGGUGCUUAGCGCUGCUAGUGCAUUCAGCACACGCCUUCCUGCCCUGGCUGCACUGCGCCGCCACCGCUCAGCCCGCCUGCGCCGCCAGACACCGACCUUUGCCGGAAGGCAGUGAGACUCCCGCGCAAUCAUUCUUCUUUAAUUUUAUAUUGAACUUAAAACGCGACGGAUUGAAAGGCGGGCUGGGAAGUGUCGUACCCGAGCUGGCCGUCUACUACGUCAUUAGCUGGCUGCUCAUAUACUUCGUUGCUUUCAAACGCAUAUACAGCUUCUCUAAAUUGGUACUAUUCAAAGACGUACUGGCAUACUUCGUGCUGCUAGUGUGCAUGCUGGGCGCGACGCGGCUGUCGGGCGCCGCCGCCAUGUUCAAUGAGUGCGACUGGAGCGUGUUACUUGAAGGCACGCAGAUAUGGCGCGACGCCCUCGAGUAUUCGUUAGUCCAGAUGUCGAUAUCCCAGGGUGUGCUGGUGAUGCUGGGCUCUUACUGCCCGAAGGCGCCACAUCGGCUGGCAACUACCGCACUGCUUACCUUCCUCGUUGCCAAGACCAGCUGCAUGGGUAGUGCGCUGUUGCUCGGCGCUGCGCACGGAGCACUACGCACUGAUUAUGACAAUGAUACUAACAUAUGGAGCGGUUCUUCAUCAUCAAUAAUACUAUGGGCGGACUACGUGGCGAGGAUACCUGGAAGCCAGUUCUGGUCGGCUCUCGUCUUCUUCACGCUAUUUGUACUUUCUGUAUCCACCACGGCUCUGUUGCUACAAACAAUCAUGUCUACGUUCACGGGUCGCUCCAUUCGUAAGAUCUCGUGGGCCUUCCUUGUUGCGAUCUGUGUGCUGUUCUGUUUUAUUGGCGUUAUGACGAUUUGUACACAGGGUGGUCUCUACAUCUUAAAUUUCUUGAUAUCAUGGCCGGUGUCAAAAGUACGCGCGCCGAUAGCGGCCGUGGUCGCCCUCGUUAUUACAUACACGUACGGACAGACUACAUUCUGCGAUGAGAUCUACUUUGCGGUCGGCGAAUACCCCUGCAUGUUUAUGAGGAUAAGUUGGGCUUUAACACCUUUACUGUUAAUAGUGGUAAUAACGGGUGUGGGUUCUCUGUGGACGUUCGAGGCGAGCGCGGGCUGGGUGUCGCUGGGCCUGUGUCUAGUCACCAUUCCCGUUUUCUUCAUUUUCUACUUCGUGUUCCGAUGCAGAGUAAGGAAUAUCGUGGAUGAUGUAAAAUGAUGCAAUAUUUAGAAAUAAAUUAUUUUUUCUA